Messenger RNA from Hibiscus syriacus, 438 nucleotides. RefSeq lists its product as uncharacterized. The transcript is spliced from 2 exons. The coding region runs from base 1 to 438 and encodes 145 amino acids. NCBI's taxonomy places the organism in Eukaryota, Viridiplantae, Streptophyta, Magnoliopsida, Malvales, Malvaceae. Gene Ontology annotation, molecular function: DNA binding. The record is from RefSeq and is a predicted model, not a curated record.
AUGGGUUUACAGGGCGGUGACUACAGAAAUAAUGCUGCAUUGAUCAAGUGUAAGCCUAAACCGAAACUAGUUGAGGAGGUACAUGAAACUGCAGCAAAAGUGGCUCCAGAUGAUGCUCAAAACAAAUCCUCAAUGGCCACCAUGGGUCCACCUCAAAUACCACCUCGUAUUUCCAGAAAACUUACAUCACCAGUUUGGAUUCACUUCGAGAAGGUGACAGUGAAUGGUGAAGAGAAAGCGAAAUGUGUGUAUUGUAGCCGAUAUUACUCUGCCAAAGGCAAAAAUGGUACCUCUCAUCUGAAAGAUCACAUUGAACUAAGGUGCAGUAGAAAGCAUAGUGAACAUGUUGAUUUGCGCCAAAAACUAUUGUCUAUCAAUCGUAAACAAAAUUCAACAUCGCAACUUGAGAACCAUGUGUUUUCUCAAGAGGCAUCAUGA